CAUUGUCUAUCCUCUCCCCAGCUUAGACUUGUAGAUAUUUCUCAGUCUUCAAGAAAUUUUCAACGUGAGCUCUGCUUGUCGCUGCAAUUCAUCCCCUUUAUAAUUUCAGUAACACAAACUUGAUAAGUCUCCAAAUCUCUCCCUAGUCUUGCAAUUCUUUAAGAUCUUUUCAUUCCAUCUUUGGUGGGUUUUUCAUAGGAAGAGAAAAAGAUGGGAGAAGAAGAGAACACUAGUGUCAAGAACUCCCUGAUGGUCUCUGAAUCAUCAUAUAAAGAAGAAGAGUUGCAGUUGAUUCCAGGCCUACCAGAUGAAAUAGCCAUGGAGUGUCUUGUCAGAGUGCCUUAUCAAUUCCAUUCUAAUAUGAAAUCAGUUUGCCAUACUUGGCAAAACUCGAUUUCCCAUCCUUAUUUCUAUCAACAAAGGCGCAAAUCUGGCACUUCGGAGCAUCUUGUGUGUCUUGUGCAGCCUCUCCCCCAGUCGGAUUCCAUUGACUUGCUCACUACUGCGACCGCCACUGCUGCUGUAACCAAUAAGGAAGACAAACAGAUCCAGAGCCCACCUCAGUUUGCACUGAGCAUCUACAACGCAACCCAUGAUAUUUGGCAAAGGACAAGGCCUCAGGGAGGAAUACCCAUGUUCUGCCAGUGUUUGGCGCUUCCAUCAUCACGGAAAGUACUCCUUUUGGGCGGUUGGGAUCCCACCACUCUAGAACCUGUCCCGGAUGUGUACAUCUUGGAUCUCACCGGAGUUGGUGGCUGCAGGUGGAGACGUGGGGCGUCAAUGUCUGUGUCACGCUCUUUCUUUGCUUGUGCCUUGGUUGGACCGUCCAAGGUUUUUGUUGCCGGAGGCCACGACGGUCAGAAGAACGCCUUACGAUCGGCAGAGGUUUAUGAUGUUGAUAAAAACGAAUGGAUAAAGCUACCCGAUAUGAUUGAAGAAAGGGACGAAGGUCAGGGGCUAGCCUGGGAGGGUGAUUCCAGGUUCUGGGUUGUGAGCGGUUAUGGCACAGAUAGCCAAGGGCAGUUCAGGUUUGAUGCCGAGUGCUAUGACCCAGAUACAGGGUCUUGGUCCAAGGUUGAUGGGGUUUGGCCCUUUUCAAAUACUAGCCCCAGAGGAGCCACUGCUACAGUUAGUAUCAAUAGAAAUCAAAACCAAUGGUGGUGGUUCUUGGGAGGCGAGCAACACCAAUUACAGCAGCAGCGAAGAAUCGGUGGAGAAGUGAAGGAAAAUGAGAACAUGAGGUGGGAAAUAGUGAAUUCAAUUCUACUUCCAGAUUGUAUCACUGGAACAAAUCCUUGUAUGAUCAGCCUUGGAGAAGGUGCCCAAGAGAUAAAGAGGAAUGAUAAGGUUAUUAAUAAGCAUAGAGUGUUUGCGAUGAGUGGCAGUGGCAGGAGAUCACCAUCUUCGUGUAUUGAAUGCGAUUGCCAAGGAGCAUUCAUCUUGGAAAGGGAUUGCAAUAAUGGCAGUACCAAGUGGGAUCAUAUCCACACUCCCUCAGGAUUUUCUGGGUUUCCAUUCUCAGCUUGUUAUCUUACCAUCUGAGCUUAAACGACUGCUAGUGUGCUUUAAUUAGCAUGUAACGUGCGCGUUGACGCUUAUGCUUUUGUGGAUUUUGGGCCUUAAAUAGCUUUCCCGAGAGACCUUUUUGAUAUCUUUUAGGUAGUUUGGAGUAUUGAACCCAUGUGAAGCUUUUCUUAUGGUUUGCUGCAAUGUUUAUUUUGCUAAUCAAAUAGAUGAGGCACAAACCAUAGUAUUACACAAUACAAGUACAAUACAACAAAGUCUUCUAUA
This is a messenger RNA of Hevea brasiliensis (rubber tree), 1791 nucleotides long. RefSeq names its product F-box/kelch-repeat protein SKIP20. The record is from RefSeq and is a predicted model, not a curated record. Bases 211 to 1542 code for a protein of 443 amino acids. Gene Ontology annotation, biological process: negative regulation of cytokinin-activated signaling pathway; regulation of phenylpropanoid metabolic process. Lineage: Eukaryota; Viridiplantae; Streptophyta; Magnoliopsida; Malpighiales; Euphorbiaceae. The transcript has a single exon. Gene Ontology annotation, molecular function: protein binding.